AUGAUCUUGUGGGUUUUUUUUUUUGGAAAACGUUUUGUUCAUCAUUUGCAUUCAGCUAACCCGCUAAGAAGCUGCUUUUCCAAUCCUUCUUAUCGACAGAAGAUGGCCUCGCAAUCCUCGUGGACGCCAGAUGUGCCUAGCUUGCAACAGCUGGUGCAUAUUUUUACGGGAACACUUUCACCCGAUGCUACGAUCCGUCAAGAAGCAACAACUGCUUUAACUCAAGCUAAAAAUAUUGCUGAUUUUGAUAAUUAUUUACUUCAUAUUCUGCUAUCGAAUGAAAUUGCAGAUUCCACACGUGCAUCUGCAGGUAUUUAUCUGAAAAAUGAUCUCGUUAAAAACUUCAAGUAUAAACCCCAUGAACUCCAAGCCAAUAUUCUACAGUUGGUUCCACAUGGGUUGUUAUCCGAGUCGCCUUUUGUACGACAUAUCACCGCAGGUAUUAUAAGUGCUGUUUUCCGUGCAGUUGGAACUGCGGGCUGGCCUAGUGUUGUUCCUGAUUUAAUUGCCCUAAUUUCAGGUGCUGCAGGCGAAUAUGCAAUUGAUGGUGCAUCUGAAGCUUUACUUUCGAUCUGUGAAGAUUCCAGCAGGAUGCUAGAAUACGAAAUAAAAAACAAUGAUGGCUCUAUUACAGUUCCUAUGCAGACACUAAUCCCAAAAUUAAUCGAAUUAAUCCCAAACUCUCAGCCUUCAAUCACAUCCAAAAUUAGAUCGAGGUUUUUAAAUUGUUUAGUUCACUGCAUUAACGUUGGGUCCAACACCGCUUUGAUCAAUAUUGAUGCUAUCCUCGCUAUCGUGUUUGCUAUGUGUCAAGAGAACAACGGUGACGAGGAGGUGCAAAAGGCUGUUGCUUCUAUAUUCUGUGGCAUUUUAGAGAAAUGGCCAGAAAAGUUAUAUCCACACUGGUCAGGUAUUUUGCAAUGGUGUAUUCAUAUGGUCAAACAAGGUGCAGACUCUGUGGCGCUACAGGCUGAUGAAUUUCUUUUAUCAAUGAGUACAAGUGAAUUGCCAAACCAGUAUAUUCGACCUUACUUAGAAGAUUUAAUACCUGUUUUACUCGAGAAAAUGGUUUAUGAUCUAAAUGACGUUGAGCUGAUGGAAGCAGAGGAUGAGAAGGAUGUCGGUUCUGAGGACAAAGAUGAAGACAUAAAACCACAGACUGCAAAAUCAAAGGAGCAUAAAUUAACUAAAAGAGAUGGUACAGAGUCUUCCGCUUUAUUGAACAAAGAUGACGACGAUGACAAUGAUGAUUCCGACAACGAUGACGAUGAUGAUGAUGAUGGUGAUGAUGACGACUUUGAUAAUACUUAUACCUGGAAUCUAAGAAAAUGUUCUGCUGCUACUGUUGACAUUUUAUCCACUUAUUACCCUGAAGAGGUGUUGCAAUAUUCGUUCCCAAUAAUUAAAGAAAAUAUGAAUGCAAGUACAUGGCCUAUUAGGGAGGCUUCAAUUUUAACUCUCGGUGCUAUAUCAGAAGCAGCUUUGAAUCAUGCAACCAUGCAAUUACCUGAACUGAUCCCUUUCUUAGUUGACAGGUUAAAGGAUGAUCAACCGAGAGUCAGACAAAUCACAUGUUGGACUCUAGGCAGGUACUCGCACUGGGUCUGUUCUGAGGCUCAAAGUGGAGGUUCAUUUGCUAGCUAUUUUACACCUACUUUCCGGGCUAUUAUGGAAUGUGCUUUAGAUUCGAAAAAAGUUGUACAAGAAUCAGCAUGUUCCUCUUUAUCUGAUUUCAUUGAAUCUUCUGAACCACAGCUAUUAUCACAGUUUAUUGAACCUUUACUACAUCACUUCCAAGCUUAUUUUACAAAUUAUCGUAGGAAAAAUUUGAUUGUGUUGUAUGAUACUAUCCAAACAUUUGUUGAAAAAGUCGGUGAGGCUUUGCGUUACAAUCAAAAGUUUAUGGAUUUGCUUUUACCACCAUUAAUGGAGAAAUGGCAAACUCUAAAUGAUGAUGACAAAGAUUUAUGGCCGUUGUUAGAAUGCAUGUCCUCAGUUGCAGCAUCCACUGGUGAGGCUUUUGCAAGUUGUGCUAUGCCUGUUUAUGAGCGUGCCUUGCGGAUUUUGAAUAACUGUAUUGAGCAAGACAAAAUGGCAACUAGUGAUCCAUCAUUUGUGCCACCAGAAAAGGAUUUCAUAGUGACUUCUCUAGAUUUAAUUGACGGUUUAGUUCAAGGGUUGACUCAGCAUUCUGCCGAACUGAUUAAUAGAACUGAUUCUUCUGCCAAAUACUCCUUAAUGGAGUUGGUUUUAACUUGCUUGGAUGAUAAUGUAGAUGAUGUGAGACAAUCGGCUUAUGCACUGAUUGGUGACUUUGCUAUUUACUUGUUCCCAACACUAAUUCUUCCAUAUCUUCAACCAUUAAUGAUUUCCAUUUACCAGGAAAUAGGAAAACUAAAUGAAUACUCCGUUGCAUCAUGUAACAAUGCUAUAUGGGCACUUGGCGAAAUUUCCAUUAGAUCAGAAAAUAACAUACUGGAUCAAUAUCUAGCUAACUUUUUAAGAAUCUUAGAACCUCUGGUUUUGAAUUUUGAUGCGGACAUUACGCUUCUGGAAAAUGCAGCUGUCACCAUAGGCCGAUUUGGUAUUCACUAUCCCGAUCAAACAUCAGUGAUGGCUAACGAUGUCUUAAUUGUUUGGUGUCAAUUAAUUGGAGGCUUAGAAGAUAAUGAAGAGAAGGCGAGUGCCGUCCAAGGAAUGUGCAAUAUUGUUUUAAAACAUCCUGAAAUUGUCAAUGCUUUAGGUAAUAUGCGUGCAAUUGUUGAACUAAUUGCCAAUUAUCAUGAACCAACGGUAGAGUUGGCAGAAAUUUUUAAAGUGCUUCUUACCGGAUUAAAGUCUGGAUUAGGGGCCGAAUGGGAUAGAAUCGUCUCAGGUACUGCAUAUUGUGAAACCUUAUCUCAGAGAUAUGGGGUUUGA
Molecule: messenger RNA, 2919 nt
Organism: Pichia kudriavzevii
Lineage: Eukaryota; Fungi; Ascomycota; Pichiomycetes; Pichiales; Pichiaceae
Exons: 1
Coding region: 1-2919 (972 amino acids)
Biological process (GO): protein import into nucleus
Cellular component (GO): cytoplasm; nucleus
Molecular function (GO): nuclear import signal receptor activity; small GTPase binding
Source: RefSeq, a predicted model, not a curated record